Molecule: messenger RNA, 2484 nt
Organism: Electrophorus electricus (electric eel)
Lineage: Eukaryota; Metazoa; Chordata; Actinopteri; Gymnotiformes; Gymnotidae
Biological process (GO): regulation of transcription by RNA polymerase II
Cellular component (GO): chromatin; PcG protein complex; transcription regulator complex
Molecular function (GO): RNA polymerase II cis-regulatory region sequence-specific DNA binding; DNA-binding transcription factor activity, RNA polymerase II-specific
Source: RefSeq, a predicted model, not a curated record
CAAGGCUUUCCCUUUUACACCCAUUGCAUCCAACCAUGCCUAAUAAUUUGUUUGCGUGAAUUCAACGUUAUUUUGCUUUUCAACGACAUAUUACGUGUCUUUGGCCUCGACUCGCAUCAAACAUAUACAGAAUGGACGUUGAGAGCAAGAAAACAUAGCCUUUCUAGCUAUAUUUGUUUGCUAACUAGUAAACCUAGCUAGCCCGUUGCUAGCACCAACAACAGUAGUUAGCUAGCUAGCUGUAAGAUAAAACUACGCAGAGCUACAGCUGAGGGCACUGACAAACUACAGGGGGUAAAACAUCGAGACAGUUUCCUAAUAAAUGUCAUUUGUGCGCCGACAAUGCACGCUAAUUGUGCCUGCUUACAUGGGGACUUGCGGCGCUGUUGUCUGACAAUGACAAAUGUCAACAGAGAAUGUAAUAAACAGCAGGCUAGCUAGCCUACAUUUUUCUUUCACUUUUACCAGGUCAGAUAAAAGAUAUAGACGUUACUGAUAGUAUAGGGAUUUUUGUUUAUAUGCUGCAGUAGUCAAUAAAACUAAAUUACUUUGUAGCACAGUUCUGUGUAACGACUGGGAAAGACGCUAUGUCGGAUGCCCUGCUUACCUUCCAGACCCAGCUGUCCGGGGUCAUGGAAACGAUCUUGAGGUCAGCUAUAUGUGAGAUCACCAGGCUAGUGGAGGGCAGCUUCUUAGAGGAGGUUGGUCGUGGGAAACAAGAGGCAGAGGUUUUGAGACGAAGAGUACAACUCUUGGAAACUAAACUUGGUGAUCAGGAACGAGUAAAAAGGGUGCGAUGUGCAGAUUGUGGCAGAACUGGAAUCUCUAAGAAGGAAACAGAUGGUAGAGACUGUAGGACAAAAAAUGGUGUGGAGAUGGUUUGUGCUAUGAAGCAGGAAGGUACUUCUGAAGGUGGCAGGAGAAGUUAUGGGAAGGGAACCUUAACAUCAAACCAAGAGGCAUCUUCAAUAAUAACAGAUAUUGAACUUAAGAUUGUUGAAGUGGAAGGAUCUAAAGUGGAAGGGGCAGUAAAAGAGGAGGUCACGGAGGCUACAGAGAUGGAGAUCUAUUCUACACCUCAUUGCCACAAGGCAGAUCACAGAGAGCCACAGAGUGGCAGUGCUGGAGAGACAUCUGGUCUCCAUAUAUCACAGCAUGAUCAUAGGGUCCCACAGAGAGACAAACUAUCUGGUACAAAGUCCUGCAGUCCCAGUAAUCAGGAUUCAGCGAAACAAAGAACGCAUUCAAAAGGGCCAGAUUCUAAAACAGAGCAACCAGUGCGGUCAUCUCCAUCGCAGCCAGGACCUAUUGAAGUUGUGUCAUGCUCAGAGCCUCACACUGUGAAACAGCUGGCAAGCAGUUCUGACUCUCUCGCCAUUAAACAAGAGGUUGUAGUAGUGCUUCCCCCUGAAUGGGAGGAUGUGGAGAAAGUGAGGUCAGAGACCAUCCACAACCCUAGCAGGGUAAACCGGGCUCAGGAGGAACUCCAGCAUGGGGAUCCUCUCCCCAUCAGAUCUGCUGUGGAAGGAGGGGUGAUGUACAUUGGGCCUUGUGGUAAUGUCGAGGACCUCGCCUCUGAUGUUGCGCAGAAACUUGGGACACCAGGUCAAACACCUACCAAACUUGUUGAACGUGAAGUCAGUGUGCUACCUUCUAAUCCUGGCACCACAAAUGUGGCAAGAGGACAAUCAAUCCACAAGAGUCCCCCUGUACCAAAACCCCCUCAGGCGCUUCAGCACUUCCAGAGAGCCUACACAGAUGAGAGAACAAUCAGUGCCUUGCAAUCUGGAAGAAAUCUGACCCAGACAUUCAGUAUAAGAACUCACGGCCACGCUGGGCACCAUGUGGUCAGGGCGCCACAUAGCUGCACGCAGUGCGGCAAGGGCUUCUCCCAUCUGUGUCACCUAAGAGCUCACCAGCAGAUCCACACAGGAGAGCGGCAGUUCUGCUGCAGCCUGUGUGGCCGCAGCUUCACCAAACUCAGCAACCUGAAGGCACACCGCAGGGUUCACACGGGUGAGCGGCCCUACAUCUGCAUGGACUGCGGCAAAAGGUUCACUCAGAAAUGCAACCUGAAGAGACACCAGAGAAUUCACUCUGCCCACCCAUGACAAAGAGGUGUAGAUUUAGGUGUGGUUAGAUUUAGGGUCUGUCUGGCUCUGUCAAAUAGAGAGUAAAAAGGUGUUGUGUUUACAGUGUUUGUAAGCUAUUGUAUGGUGCACUCAUUUGUAUAUGUGUAUGUGAAUAACUUUUCUGCUAUUUAAGCAAUAUUGCAUUUAAAGACCUUGCAUAGCUGUAGUCUUUUUUUCAUAGUUGCAUGUCAGAAAUUGACAUCAGUAUGAUUUAUGAAUAAAGGACUUUUUUUUACAUUCCACACAGUUGUUAGUAUUGAGUUUUGGAAAUUGUAAGAACAACAGAUUAAGGCAGGCAUAACUAAUCACCACAGACAAAACAAUCUUGUAAUAAACAAGUCAUUACAUUGUA